This is a messenger RNA of Helicoverpa armigera (cotton bollworm), 4768 nucleotides long. RefSeq names its product PHD finger protein rhinoceros. The transcript has 17 exons. The coding region runs from base 438 to 4739 and encodes 1433 amino acids. The record is from RefSeq and is a predicted model, not a curated record. Lineage: Eukaryota; Metazoa; Arthropoda; Insecta; Lepidoptera; Noctuidae.
GUGCGCGGCCGCCCGCCCGCCGUACGUGCGCAUACGCGUUGGGCGGCGCUAACCAUCAAUUAAAUAUUAUCAGUUUUAAAUGAUUUCAAUACAUAAUUGAUGCAAAAAUAUACCCAAUACAUAUAACAUUAGCAUUAGUUUUAAAUUUUCUUUAUGUAAUAUUUAAAUAAUUUAAAAUAUGUUAAAAGCUUUAAAAUAGUUUACUGAAGUGUGUUAGUAAAAGUGUACAGUGAUAUGAACGUAUGUACAGUGUAAAGUGAUAACCCUAUUCGUGCCUAAAUAACAGUGGACGUAUAAGAGAGAGUACCAAUAGAAAUCACGAUUGUAUCAAAAUGCAUUCCGUUAUAAGAUGUCGUGCCGCGCCACCGGACGAUGCACGUGUUUUUAUUUUCAUUUAUAAAUAGUCCAGACACAAACCGACACUCUGCGGCUGCAGUAUGAUGUCACUGAAAGAGAACAGUGACGUCACAGACGUCGGACACGCAGAAGAAGAGAAGAAUGGCAAAGUUGAACGAAAAGAGCCGAAAGAUUUGGCCGAGUUGCCCCCGAGCGGCACGUCUUUGCACAAGAGGCGCAGAGGGGAACCCCCUGCUUCUCUGUCCGUCAAAUCCCCUCAAACCCCUUCAGAUGCUGAAGGUUCAUCACCAUGUACCGCAGGACCUUCACCCCCUGAAGAAUACUGGUCCCUUAACGAUGGAGAAGUAACAGAUCCUGAAACAAUCUGUGAAUCGAUGCUGCAAAGGUUAAGAGACCAGAAUGAUGCUAUUUCUAAGAGAGGAAAAGAAGUAGCGCAAAGAACGAAGGACACGGUCGAAGCUUUAGAUCAGUUAGAAAAACUACUGGAAUUACUAGACGAGUUUGUGACCCUAAAAGAAUAUAACACACGUCUUUUAAAAAGGUUAAAAGACGUUAAUCAUUUGAAAAGGCUUCACAGUGCUCAUAAGAAAAUAGAUGGUGAAAAUGAAAGGUUAAAAUCAGAGACUAAAGAGUUAGAACUGAUUAAUGAGGCUCUAGAUGCCGAAUUCGAGUGUGAAUAUGGACAAAUACUCUUUGAUUCUGUGAUGAUGGGUAACAGAAGUAUGAAGAGGUCAGGUUCAAAGUGGAAAGGUCAUGCAAGGUUCGGAGGUUCCCUCUUGAGGAAGCAAAGGUCACGGUCUGCAGGAGGGGAUGAGAGUGACGUGGCUCCUGGUACUCCUUUGCGAAGGAGGUCUGAGGGAAUUUUCAUGAAGGAGGUGGAGAAAUCCAAGGUUUCAAAAUGGACGAGAGUGAAGGCUGCGUUUAGAUGGGAGAAAGCCCAAUGGCCACAAUCGGUAAUGGGCAGUGCCGCCAGUGCAGUAGCCGCUGGUGCCAUGGUAGGCGCCGUGGCUCUCGCGGGAUCAUCUCCAUCAUCAGCCACUCUUGCCAACCCUGAGCCCAGGGACUCCGCUAGUCUGACUCCUGGCAGCGCCUUGUCUCUUACUCCUAAUUCCUCUUGUGAGGAGCUAAGGGCUGACUCUGGUAUGCGCAAGAGUGCGCGGGAGGAUGGCGACAACACAUUCCUGCAAGCUCCUACGCAGGACGACAGUUCCACAUCACCGUCUCCGAACAAACUUCACAAAAGCACGUGGGAUAAGAUGAGAGGCAUCAUCCAGCCCCGCAAGGAGUCCGUCAAGAAGAAGACCACUAACAGAGGCUCCAAGAGUUCCCCUGACGUGGUGCCCAAGAGACGAAGGUCGCUCAGUGAUGGUGGAGACAGUGAUGCACCACCAGCGCUCACCCUGACCAUUCCUUCGUCUGAAGAACUUGAAUCUGAGCCCUCCCACCCCGUUCUUCGCAAGCAGCGAUCCCUGGAGCUCGGAGCCAGGCCUCCUCAGCACCGCCCCCCCAGAGCCUCCAAGUGGACCAAGGUCAAGAGAGCCUUUCUGACGUCUGCGUCAGCUUCUGUCCCGUCCAGCCCUAACAGGCAUUCUGCGUUCUUCACUGAUGCAGAAACAGAGGGCCUGAGCAGUGGUUGUGAAGCGAGCGGUGUGCGAGAAGAGAUAGCGCGUGACUACGCGGCAUUGCAGUCCAGGCUGAGAAGAGAGUUCUCUGAUAGACGGGGGAAGUUGUAUGCUGCGACACGUCCAGUAGCGACCGAGGAGCAGUUAUCAGCAGACUUCAGGAAGAAGCUAGCUGAGUGGCAGCUCAAGAAGGGAGUCAAACAACCUCUGCCAGUCCCUGCUCGACAGGAUCUUAGCGAAGACUUCCUGAGGAGAUGGGACGAAUGGAAACGCAUGAAAGAAACCAAUUCAGUGCCAGCUUGGGAAGAGGAAGCGAAACCGGAUGAAGUUCUAGUUCAAACCUCUACUGGACUCUUUAAAUUCCAAGGAAUUUCUCGUUCCUUCACUCGCAAGCUUCACGAGUGGGAGAAGUCACGAGGCAUCGCCCCUGAAGCCUCCACUUCAGCACUCCUGAGGGCAGCAAGAGCUCGCAACAGCAAGGUUCCUCAGGCACCCCUCACCAGGACCCAGUCUGAUGGCAGUGUGGCUCCGUCAGCGGCUGGGUCUGGUAGACUCCAUGCUUCGAGUCUUAGUGUCAAUGAUGCUGAUGAUUUCGAUUCGGAGUACGAUAGAGAAGAUCAUUCUCUGGGCAUCGACGACUGUGAUGGACCACAGACUCGUGGAGCAGUUCUGGUGGAAGUGGAAGACGAAGAGGUUUGCACAGCAGCUCCGCUCAUGGCUGUGACCCCACGCCAUACUCCUCAGAAGCCAGUGUACACUUACGGUCAAGCUGAGGCAAGACUGUUGUGUGAAACCAGCUCUGCAGUGACUGGGACGGCUGUUCUACAGCCCAAUGGAGCUGUUGUCCUUUCAGAUGCACGAAGUGUAAAAUCAAAGGAGUCAUCCGGAGCAAGACCGAAGAUCCGAGAACAGAACAAACACACAGAGAAGAGCAGAAAAAAGAUCAUGAGACAGCCAAGCAUUGAAGAAGAUGCAAUGUUUAUAAGAAAAACAAUUGAAGAAAUAGAAAGGGGAAGUUCUAGUCGUUUUAGAGAUAGGGAAGCUACAGAUAAUGAAACUCUUCACAAAAGUCCAGAAAGAGAAUUACCAGUUAUACCACACAGAGAAAUAGAAAGAGAUUACAGUCCUAAAACUAAUAAAGCAAGUGAUAAAGAAAGAACCGUUGAUACUAAAGAUAGAGAUAGCUUUGAUGAAUCAAAAGAUGAUUUUAAAAAGAAGGAAGCAGAGAAGACUAAUGGAAAAAAGAAAUCGAAGUCUAGAGCCAGGUUAGAAAGGGAGCAAUCCAAACCAUCAGAAAGUGAUACGGAGCCAGAAGUAGAUACAGUAACAGUAGAGAUACCAAGGAGAAGGAAAAGGCCGAGACGUGCAUCAGAAAAACCACGAACACCACCAACUUCACUGCAUUCAGAUUCAGAGGGAGAGAUAUUCGUCCUCAAAUUGAAAGCACCAGAACAGAGAGAUCACUCACCAGAAGUUAUAGUAAAAACCACACGUAAAAUCUUCUCACCAGUUGUACGCAGCGGCGAAUCAGUACCCAGAGCUGUAAUACCAGUAGACGUUGAGGACUUAGCCGAAGUCAGACCUUCAGACCACAGCCACAGACACGAAGCUAAGAAGAAAGAGCCUAAGUCUGAAAAAGUAAAGCAAGAAAAGACUGCUCGUUCCAAAAGUUCUGGUGAUCUGCAAGAGGUUGAAGAAUCAAAGAAGAGGACCAGACCUCCAUUGCCAUCUUCUCCGUCGUCACAGAGGAAGCCACAGCCACCGAAAGAAACUGCGCCGUCAAUCAGGAUAAUGAUUCAGCGUUAUAAUAAAAAGAUUAAUGAGGAAGGGCAUACUUCAGGAGCCAGCAGUGGUGCAUCAUCACCUGCGUGGAGAUCACCGUCUACUGAACGGCGAAGACCUCCCGACAUGCCUGUUGGUGUUAACAUCAGAAAUAACCCAUUCCUCGAAAGGGAAGUCCAAAAGUCAGCAAGCGCCUGCCAAUUAUCAAGACGUGAUGCUACUUCAGCAGAGAAGCGGCUCACCCCAGCCCCAACAACUGGACUCGAUGGAGUACUCAAAUCUCACAGUGCAAACGCUCUUCACCCAGAGAAAUCUAUCGUUGAACAAGUAAAAAAGAAAAUUGAAGAUAGUCAGGAAACUAUAAUACCAACAGCCAGUACUGAUACUAUAGUGCCUGAUCUUACGAGAAAUCUUCCAGAAACAUCUUCGAAUGCUGAAUCAAUGCCAGCUUUGAGGAAUGUUUCAGAUGUGACAGUGCCUACAUUCAGUAGUUUCAUGUCAGGGCAACCAGGGUUGUUCGGGAGGUCGAUAUCUACUGUAGAAACUCCGACUCAUUAUGAGGAUUACGAGGCCAGUGCUGCAACGUUGUCAGAGAGGGCUGCGAAACUGAGGGCCGCGAGAGAGAGGUUCCUGUCGUCGACGGUGCCGAUGAGGAGAGAGGGAACCAGCUCUGCUAGCGAUUUGAGACCUGGAGACAGGUCAAGUAGAAUAAGUUGUGAGAGCGACGUAGCUGAAGGGUCUCAAGGGUCCAGCUCGCAGGAGGCUGGAGCACUCGGCAGGAGUGCGUCCACAGGCAUGGUCAAUGUGGAUAGGGAGGCGUGGCAGAGGGUGGCUGAAGGGUCUCGUCGAGAAAGUCGUUCAAAGUCCCGGUUCAGCCUAGCCAGACUGACAGCCAAGCUGCGCAGACGCGACGAGGGAGGAGCGGUCUCCCGUCUCUGCCGUCAGAGUCUACUGGUGCAGCUCAUUAACAAACACUGAAUUAUUGUAAUUAUAUUGUACGCAUUGUA